Molecule: messenger RNA, 1526 nt
Organism: Geodia barretti
Lineage: Eukaryota; Metazoa; Porifera; Demospongiae; Tetractinellida; Geodiidae
Source: the annotation of a GenBank genome assembly
CGCGAGCUGGGAAGGACCACGAAUGAAAGCUAAAACUAAACCCAGCCCAUCAAUUAGUGGUACGCGUCAUGCGUUUACUUACGCUUUCGCGUCACAGUGCGCCGAGGGUUUUGGCGUUCUAUACGGGCGCUUUCACGAAACUGUCUGACAAACACAACCACUUCACACGCGAUAAAAAAAUGUGCCCUGUAAGCUACCGCUGCUUAGACCUUCUGCUGCUUCUUCAGCUGAAGAUUAGUUGAAAAGGGUCCGACGGGUGGGCGUGGUCUUAAAAUCGUGUCCGCCUACGUAUAAUUAUACCUCGCUUCUUCACACUCGCUCAUGCGCAUAAGGGUAAGUUCGAAGUUCGUUCGCAUAUAAUUAUUAUAUCUUGCUGUUGACAAUGGUGGUGUAUAUCAGGGGUCUAUGGAUUAUAGCUAUUGCAUUUUGGAGUGUAUUAGGAGAAAGAAGUGAAAAGGGCUCAAAUAAACUUGAAAGUAGGGUUUCGCAGUUGUUGGAAUGGAAUUCUCGUCGAUCAGUGAUCACUCUAUCUUCUGAUAAAUUUAAUGCGUAUGUGCGGUCCAAGCCGCGAAAUUAUUCUUCCGUAGUUAUGUUUACAGCUCUAAAGCCUGGAAGAGGUUGUAGCAUUUGCAAGGAUGCUUAUGAUGAAUACCAGAUUGUUGCAAAUUCUUGGCGAUAUUCGAAUGACUACUCAUCGAAAUUAUUUUUUAUUAUGGUUGAUAUUGAUGAGGAUGGGGUUGAUGCAUUUCAGCAGUUACACAUCACAACUGCUCCUACUUAUUUUCACUUUCCACCAUUGGGGAAACGGAAACCUGAGGAUCAAUAUGACGUUUCCAGGAACAGCUACCAGGCUGAACCUCUGACUAAGUGGGUUGUGGAGAGAACUGGUGUGCCAGUAAAUGUAAUGCGUCCUCCAAACUACACACUUCUGAUGAUUUGGCUUCCUGUGAUAUUGCUCGCCUUUAUUAUUGGCUACCUCAAAAGAGAAAAUUUACAUGCAAUCUAUGAGCCAAAAUAUUGGGCUAUUGCUUCAAUGGCAUGGAUUUUUGUUAUGAUAUCUGGACAGAUGUGGAAUAAUAUUCGGGGCCCUCCAUUUGCACAUAAAGAUCCGCACACUGGUGCUACUGUAAGUAUAGGUUUAGUAUUACUAACAUUUAUUAGGUAUUUGCAUUGUGUGUACCUGCAUCAUAGAUGUAUUUGGCUGAGAUAGAGAUUUUGUUCUUUAAUGGUAAUUAAUGGGUAAUUACGGUUAAAACGGAAGUAGGCGGGCAAGCACGCGCAUACAAAACAGACGCGCAACGCGGCAGUGUUCACACUAUCGCGUAUCGCAGUGUUUGCAGCGCGUUCUGCCCGCCAAAGCCACUCAUAAUUCUAACCGCCAUGGCGACACAAGCAGAUCUCCGCACCGCGGACUUGGACUCGCUGCUCAAGGCGCAGCUCACCCAACUUUGCAGGACAACGGUCUCCCAACCGGCGGUCUUAAAUCAUCCCUGAUCGCCCGACUGCUGACCCUGCGCUCCCAGCUA